CCCGGAACUAGAGCGCUUUCGCUUGCUUCUCCAGUCCUGGUAGUUCUCGGGUCCCCCGGCUUCUCCUAGCCUGUCUCCAGGAGCGUGUUCGAGCUCGCGGCCACGCGGCCCGGGCAAGAUCAGUUUCGUCUCCUAGCUCGCAGCCCCGAUCACCGACUUUGGGGCGACAUGGCCGGGGCCCGCCGCGGCUGGCCGGGCGUGAGGACGCAUCUCGCAGCCCGCGCGCUUCGGUGGCCCCUGGGCCAGCGGGCACCGGUGUCGGUGUGAGCAGCCUCUCCGCGCCCUAGGACCCCGCGCUCACGGCCGCAUGGCCUCCGAGGCGCCUUCGCCGCCGCCCGCCUCCCCCGAGCCGGAGCUGGCGCAGCUAAGGCGGAAGGUGGAGAAGUUGGAGCGCGAGCUGAGGAGCUGCAAGAGGCAGGUGCGGGAGGUCGAGAAGCUGCUGCAGCACACGGAGCGCCUGUACCAGAGCGCCGAGAGCAAUAACCAGGAACUCCGCACGCAGGUAGAAGAGCUCAGUAAAAUACUCCAUUGUGGAAGAAAUGAAGAUAAUAAAAAGUCUGAUGUAGAAGUGCAGACAGAGAGCCAGGCUCCUUGGUCAACUUCAGAUUAUUAUUAUCAGACACACUACAAUGAUGACGGUCUUCCCAGUAAGGAGACGGACUUGUCUGCACAGCACAGUCAGUAUGUUCAAGCUUCUACUCUUAACUCUAAGGACGAGUCACAGAUAGGCAGCGAUAGUUAUGCUGGUGCUGAUGUAACAGAGUGUGCCAGACAUGGACAGGAGGAUCAUUUCACCUCGGAGUCACAGGAGAGUGCAUCUGCGUUAGCAGCAGAAGGCACCGCCCUAGAAGGGUCCUCUCUAGCUGAGAGCUUGAGAGCCGCAGCCGAAGCUGCUGUGUCGCAGACUGGCUUUACCUAUGACGAGAACACGGGAUUGUAUUUUGACCACAGCACCGGCUUCUAUUAUGAUUCUGAAAAUCAACUAUAUUAUGAUCCGUCUACUGGAAUUUACUACUACUGUGACGUGGAAAGUGGUCGAUACCAAUUUCACUCUCGAGUAGAUUUACAGCCUUACCAGACCUCUAGCACAAAACCAAACAAAGAUAAGAAAUCGAAGAAGAGAAGAAAGGAGCCAGGUUUUUGUUCAGCAAAUGAGGAAAAGGAUUUGAGUUCAGAAGAUCAGAAAGCCUACAGUGCUGAGUACAUAAACUGCAGUGAGGAAGAAAACCCUGCAACUGUGAAAAAGAAGGCCAAAAUAGACGCUCCUUACAACAGCAGUCCCUCAAAGCUCACUGCUCCAGUUAGUGGAGCUGCUGGAGAGUCUCCUGCUGAUGACAGCUCAGCUUCGUCUAAGGAGGAGAAAGCCAGAGAGAGUGACAGUGAGCCAGAGGAAGGUGAAAUUACAGACUCUCAGAGUGAUGAGAGCUCCGAUGGAGAUAGUGCCAGUGACGACAAGGAGUCCUCAGAAGAAUCCGAGGAUGAAGAUGAGGAAAAAAUUUGGCCGCCCUGUAUUCGGGUGAUUGUUAUUAGAUCUCCAGUGUUGCAGACGGGCUCGCUUUUCAUCAUCACAGCUGUAAACCCAGCCACGAUUGGGAGAGAAAAAGAUAUGGAACAUACUAUCCGAAUCCCUGAAGCUGGCGUUAGCAAGUUUCAUGCGGAAAUUUAUUUUGACCAUGACUUGCAAAGCUACGUCCUUGUGGAUCAGGGCAGCCAGAAUGGAACCAUUGUCAAUGGGAAACAGAUUCUUCAGCCAAAAACUAAAUGUGACCCUUACAUCCUUGAACACGGCGAUGAAGUGAAGAUUGGGGAGACUGUGCUGUCCUUUCACAUUCACCCUGGCAGUGAGACCUGUGACGGCUGUGAGCCAGGCCAGGUCCGAGCUCACCUCCGCCUUGAUAAGAAAGACGAACCUUCAGUUGCUCCUGCACUAAGUAAGGAAGAAAAAGAGUUGGAAAGGAGAAAAGCACUAAAGAAAAUACGAGUAAAGUAUGGUUUGCAGAAUACAGACUAUGAAGAUGAAAAAGCACUGAAGAAUCCAAAAUAUAAAGACAGAGCUGGAAAACGUAGGGAACAGGUUGGAAGCGAAGGGACUUUCCAGAGAGAUGAUGCCCCUGCAUCUGUUCACUCUGAAAUUACAGAUAGCAACAAAGGCCGAAAGAUGUUGGAGAAGAUGGGUUGGAGGAAGGGAGAGGGCCUGGGAAAGGAUGGUGGAGGAAUGAAGACGCCGAUCCCGCUUCAGCUUCGACGGACGCAUGCAGGUUUGGGGACUGGGAAGCCCUCCUCAAUUGAUGAGGUCCACUUUCUCCAGAGCAAGAGCAAAAAAAACUGGGACAAAGCGCGAGAGAGGUUUGCAGAAAACUUUACAGACUCAAAGCCUCUGAAAGAUGCACCAGGGCCUGUGCCAUGGGUGAAGGGGACUGCAGAGUGA
Messenger RNA from Acomys russatus (golden spiny mouse), 2428 nucleotides. It is a transcript of the gene Aggf1, whose product is annotated as angiogenic factor with G-patch and FHA domains 1. Bases 308 to 2428 code for a protein of 706 amino acids. The record is from RefSeq and is a predicted model, not a curated record. Gene Ontology annotation, molecular function: protein binding; nucleic acid binding. NCBI's taxonomy places the organism in Eukaryota, Metazoa, Chordata, Mammalia, Rodentia, Muridae. The transcript has 14 exons.